This is a messenger RNA of Sorghum bicolor (sorghum), 1659 nucleotides long. Its product is annotated as S-type anion channel SLAH2. The coding region runs from base 1 to 1659 and encodes 552 amino acids. The record is from RefSeq and is a predicted model, not a curated record. Lineage: Eukaryota; Viridiplantae; Streptophyta; Magnoliopsida; Poales; Poaceae. Gene Ontology annotation, biological process: intracellular monoatomic ion homeostasis; transmembrane transport. Gene Ontology annotation, molecular function: voltage-gated monoatomic anion channel activity. The transcript has a single exon. Gene Ontology annotation, cellular component: membrane.
AUGGCAGCACCGCAGAGUGAUCACUCGCUGCCGUACUCCAUUUCGAUCAGCGUGGCGCCAUCAAACGAGGCGAAGCUCGACGCGCACCGCCCCGACGCCGUGCCGGCCAUGACCACCGAGGAGGUGAAGCAGGCGCGGCACCGCCCGCAGCCAACGCUGACGAUCAGGAGCGAGGAGCCGCCGCGGCGGCAGCAGCAGCAGAGCCAGGGCACGCUGGCGCACAGCGACAGCACAACAGGGGAGCGGGACCGGCGGUUCGAUCAGUUCAAGACCUUAGGCGGACGCCUGGAGCGGCAGCUGUCCAGCAUCCGCGGGGGGUCGCAGCACCCGGCCGCCGCCGUCGCCGACGACGACGACGAGGCGAACAGGGACUCCGAGGCGGAGACCGACGACGACAGCGGCGAGGUCCCCACCGCCGACCGGUACUUCGCGGCCCUGGAAGGGCCCGAGCUCGAGACGCUCCGGGCGACGGAGGUGCCCGUGCUGCCCUCGGACGAGACGUGGCCGUUCCUGCUGCGGUUCCCGAUCAGCGCGUUCGGGAUGUGCAUGGGCGUCAGCAGCCAGGCGAUGCUGUGGAAGACGCUGGAGCAGGAACCUUCCACGGCGUUCCUCGGCGUGAGCCCCAGCGUGAACGACGUGCUCUGGUGUGUCUCCGCCGCGCUCAUGGCGCUCGUCUCCUUCAUCUACCUCCUCAAGGCCGUCUUCUACUUCGAGGCGGUGCGGCGCGAGUUCCACCACCCGAUCCGCGUCAACUUCUUCUUCGCGCCGUGGAUCGCAUGCCUCUUCCUCGCCAAAGGCCUGCCGGAGCCCGUGACGACGCUGCACCACGCGGUGUGGUACCAGCUGAUGGCGCCCAUCCUGAUCCUCGACCUCAAGAUGUACGGUCAGUGGAUGUCCGGCGGCGAGUGGCGGCUGUCCCGCGUGGCGAGCCCGACCAGCCACCUCGCCGUCGUGGGCAACUUCGUCGGCGCGCUGCUCGGCGCACGGAUGGGCCUCCGCGAACCGGCGCUCUUCUUCUUCGCCGUCGGGUCCGUGCACUACGUGGUGCUGUUCGUGACGCUGUACCAGCGGCUGCCCACCAACGUGCCGCUGCCGAGGGACCUCCACCCGGUCUUCUUCCUCUUCGUGGCGACGCCGAGCGUGGCGUCGGUGGCGUGGGCCAGGAUCAGCGGCGAGUUCGGCCUCGGCGCAAGGCUCGCUUACUACGUCUCGCUCUUCCUCUACGCGUCGCUGGUGGCGCGCGUCAGCUUCUUCUUCAGGGGCGUGCGCUUCUCGCUGGCGUGGUGGGCGUACACGUUCCCGGUGACCAGCGCCGCCAUCGCCACCGCGGUGUACGCGUCGGCGAUGACCAGCGCGCUCACCCAGGCGCUGUCGGUCGGGCUGUCGGCGGUAGCGUCAGUCACCGUCGCCGGCGUGCUGGCCACCACCGUGUACCGCGCGUUCGUGCGCCGGGACCUGUUCCCCAACGACGUGUCCAUCGCCAUCCGGCGGCGGCCCAAGGCCAAGUUCGGCAACAUCCUCAAGCGCAUCCGCACCUCCAGCGCUGACCUCAAGGAUCUCGUCGUCUCCAGGCACGGCGGCGGCUCGGCGUCGGAGACCAGUAGCGUCAGCGAACCGCCCACCCCGAUGGUGUACGGCCGCGGCAGAGCAGAGCCGUAG